AUGCCAACACCAAUACCGCUAACAAAAGCCAAGAAUCCACCGCCACUGCCCCAUGAGCUGCAUAACAACAUCAACAGCCAUUAUGGCAGCAGUGCCGCGCUCAGCAACCAUCAUCCACAUCAUCAGCAACACCACCACCAACAACAACAGCAGUAUCAUCCAAAUACACCAACAAACAACACCAACACACAAGAAGCACCAACAACAGCAACAUCGGGUGCAAAUAAACAACAAACUCUAAACACUAAUACUCCAACAAAAGCAUCUCGUGAGGCAACUCCCACAAGGGAGCAGCAGCACGCCACGCCAACGAGGGAGCAACAGCAGCAACAAACACCGACCCGCCAGCAACUCAUUCAACAGCAACGCGAGCAACGUGAACAACGCGAUCAACGUGAACAACGUGAUCAACGUGAACAACGCGAUCAAAGUGAACAUCGCGAUCAGCGUGAACAACGCGAUCAACGCGAAUAUCAUCGCGAUCGACAGCAAAAUUUGCGUGAGCAACGAGAACAACGCGAACGGGAACACCAAGGACACGGACACGAACACCACCACCACCACGAUCACCACCAAGGACACCACCAAGGACACCAACACGGACACCAACACGAUCACCACCACCAUCAUCAUUCAUCGGCAUCACAGCAGCAACACCAACGCUACAGCAGCAGCAGCUACAAAUCUCAUAAUAAUUCCGUUUACCAGUAAACAAACUUAAACCAAAUUUUAACUAUUGGAGUCGCUAUAUUUGGGAAAAAUUCUUUCAAACUGCAACAGCAAUUCAAUCAGUAAACAGUUUAAUUGUGCUAACUUUUCCAAAAACCAAAAAAAAAAUCAGAAAAAUAUAUAUAAAAAUCAAAUCAAAUAUAAAACAGAAAAGAAGCCUAUGAAGUAAAGUCCUUUCCAACAUGCACGCCUAUUUUCACACUGAACAAAAAAAACGCGCUUGACAGAAAAUUAUAGUAAAAUUUUAUUUUAGAACAAAAAAUAAAUAAAAUGAUAAAUGUAUUUUGAAGGAGCCACCCCAGCUUAACUAGAACCCGUAGAAUUGUGUUGUGUUUUCAAAAAAUAAAAAUAACAAAAAAAAUGUCAACGAGAUGCUCAAAAACAAGAAACUAAAGCGAUGUCUAAUGUAAAGACAAUAUUUUACCGGAGAUUCUUAUAUUAUUUGUUUGGUUUUCCAGAAAUAUCAAAUGCAAAAUUAAAACACUGCCAACCAGAAGAAACCAUUCAGAAAAAAGAGCAUCUCUCCAGCUUGGCAACACGUAGAACCAAACCAGAAACCAAAAAUUAAAAUACUGAAGUCCUCAACUAGAAACAAAACCAAAGCCAAGACCUAAUCAGACCUUAGGAGUCCUAAGAUCCUUUAUCCUCUAUCGAACCACGAACCACACAUGCUAGUCAAAAUGUGUAAAUCUGUGUAAAACUCUAUAAAAUAUUAUUGUAUGAUUAUGAUUAUACUAUUGAUUAUAAAUCGAACAAUGUAGUUUAGACAGUUAGUCAUUACUUGUUUAAAAUAAUGGCGAGACAAAGUGUUUAGUUUCACGAGAUUACUGUAAGAGCAAUGUUAUAUUUGAUGAUGAUAAACCCACGAAAUCCCCAUGAGAAGAAUGCAACCACAACCGAAUAAGGCAUACAUUAAGAAAAACAAGAGCUUAAAAAUGUUUAAAAUUAUCAAGUAAAAUAUCUAAAAGUCCCCUAUAUACAGUAAGCAAGACGGAGAUGAUGCAGAGAUGAAAAAAAAAAAAUUAAGAAAAGUUAAAAACACAAAAAAAGUUAAUAAAACAAAAAAAACCGGCACAGACACUGUACAAUGCAAAAUAAUCAGCGAAUUAGCAAUUGAAUUGUUGCUUUUGUUAGAUACAAAAACAAGAACAAAAACACACUAACACACACAGGCACUAACACAUACGCACGGCAUAUUCACACACACACACAUGCGCAUUGCCAAAUUGAUUGUAUUUACAGCAGCUAAUUGAUAAAUUGAUAAAUGAAAUCAACAACAAACAAAUAUGAAGCCCACCUAAGCAAAUGAUAAUUUGUAUAAAUUAAAAAAUAAUCGUAAAAUUAAAUCACAAGCCAUGUAAAAAUUAUAAAUAAAUGCAGUAGCUACGGCCACAUAGAUACACACACCCACACAAACACACACUCACAUCAGCAGUCACUCGAAAAAAAAUAUCUAGCCCGAAAAGCGCAUUAUUCAAAAUUCUAGCCAAAAUAUUAAAUUUAAUUCUUGGAGUGUUGUGAGAUUAAUCAAAAGUUUAAGCUCCAAUUCAAGUUCCAGUAUUUUAGAAAACUGUUUUUUCAAAAUUAUAUUUCAAAUAUCCUUGAUCAAUCUGGCAACACUCUAGGCAUGUCCUUGUUAUUAGUACAACUUAAACUGCACGCUGCACAAUUUUUGAAUGUUUGUUAAAUGUUUUUAAGAGCAAAACCAACACCAACGAUAUCCUCUGAAAAAUUAAAGCCUAAAUCCCCAGCCAAAUAUUCCACUACAAUAUUAUCCCGAAAACAAAAACGGUAAACGAAUUAUGAAUCUGCUAAAGGAAAGGAAGCAUCUAUGCUAACUCUACCAUUGUAAAAUGCAAAAAAUAACAUUAAACGCUGUAGAGAAAAUCCAGAAAAAUGGAACGCUUAAAAUUUGAGGUUGAUUGGCAUUAAGUAAAAAGUUAAACGAUGUUGAAGCAGGAAGAGCCAGGCCGACAGGGCGCGAUCACGAGCAAAUAUUAAAUAAAAAUAAAAAAAUGAAACAACUUUAACAAGAGCACGGCAAACAACAACAAGUGCAACUCUUCAUAUGUAUUGUGUAAAAAAGAAUAUCCUUUUUAUAGAUCAAACAAAAAACAAAAAAUCCAACAUAUUUUUCGCUCUCUUUCCAAAUCUCUCGAUCUAUCUCUCUCUAUCACAAAUAUAUAUCUCUUUCACUCAAUCGGUCAAUGUUUAAUCAAUCGUUCGGCGAAUUUGUUGAUUUCGUUUGUUGUGUGUGAUAGUGUUUGGAAUAAAAUGAAAUUUUCGCAUGUCAUAUGAGCAAUUUGUUCACCAUAAGUCCACGAGAAGUUAACUUUGUGUCUAAUGAUAUCUAUAGUGGCAUAUCGGGUUCGAAGUUCGAACCCCAUGCCGGGCUUGUUUUCUUAACUACAAGGAUAAUUCUCUGCUUAGAUCUCUCUCUCUCUCUAUUAAUAAAUCCUUUUACGUACAUACAUAUAUGUCUCUGUGAAAAGUAAUUAAACAAAAUUAAUUAAAAAAUUGUGAAAUUGAUAUUGAAAUUGAAUCGUUAUAUGAGAUAUUUCACUUGUACUUUUGUUGACUAUUAUGUAAUUAAACGCUUUACUGAAUAUCAGUUAUGUACAUUAUUUAGCUAAAAAUGGAAAUUGUAAACCAAAAUCAAGCAAAAAGCUUAUGCUGUUACUUAUUGUUAGUGAAUUUACCAAAAAGAAAAAAAAAAAUUAAACCAAAACAUACAAGAAAAUGAAACUCUAAGAAAAUUAAACUCAAGUUAAAUUUUUCAAAAUUAUGAAAAUAAAAAUCAUUUUGCAAUGUUUAUGCGUGGAAGGGGCAUCCUGAAUAGGAUCGCCUUGUGAACGCACUUACGCCUUUGUAUAUUGCUAUAGAUUUUAUUGAGAAUGCUUAAAACUCAAACUUUGAUAUCUACGAGACGAAUAUCUAUUUAAUAUAAUAUACAAAUAAAACGUAAACAAAUACCGCAUAUAGAUCGUAUACUAAACUAUAUCUAAAUUGUAAACGACAAUGAAAAGCAAUUUUAAGCAAAAUCAAGGAAACAACUUCAAUUUCCACUUCAAUAACCCCACACACAUACCUACACAAAAGAGUUAAACCAUAAAUGUGAAAGAAAAUGUAUAGAACUAUAUAUAUCUAAUGAAUACCAGAGCGAAAAAGGCUAUCUAUAUGUUAUGCUAAUAAAAGGGUAAACGGCAUUUAAAUUCAUUCAACCAACCAAAAAAAAAAAAAAUAACAAAAUACAAGAAAAAACCACAUCAAACGCAAUUAAAAUUAAAGCUUAUAAAUAUCAUAUAAAUCUGAUUAUGUACCAUACUACAGAAACUCAAAGCCCAUAUACCACGUAAAUAUCGUAUCGUAAAUAGCAAUAGAAUAUACCUAGAUAUAGUUUAUAAUGAUAGCUAAGCCUCAGCAGAAGCAAACUUGUUGUAUGGUUAAGAUCGAGUUAGACUUUUAACCAGAGAUAAUCCAACUUGUAGAUAUUUCAAUAUAUCACAUAUAAAAAUAUAUGAUUGUGUAUAUUACCGGAUAGACAAGAACUAUACUAAUUUCUAGGUCUCGCUUUUGAGUUUAUCUUUCGAAAACCCCAACUGAUAUAUAUCAAGUAUAUUUUAUGCAUUCAGACCAGACCACAAAAGCAACCAACUACAAAAACAAAAAACAAA
Messenger RNA from Drosophila ananassae, 4403 nucleotides. RefSeq names its product putative cyclin-dependent serine/threonine-protein kinase DDB_G0272797/DDB_G0274007. NCBI's taxonomy places the organism in Eukaryota, Metazoa, Arthropoda, Insecta, Diptera, Drosophilidae. The transcript has a single exon. Bases 1 to 711 code for a protein of 236 amino acids. The record is from RefSeq and is a predicted model, not a curated record.